Molecule: messenger RNA, 756 nt
Organism: Rangifer tarandus platyrhynchus (Svalbard reindeer)
Lineage: Eukaryota; Metazoa; Chordata; Mammalia; Artiodactyla; Cervidae
Source: the annotation of a GenBank genome assembly
AUGCCCCCUCCCGCGUCCCUGGCGGCCAGACCCCGGAGGGUGCGAGAAGCCCAGGCCUUUCCCCUUCUGACACCGACCACCGAGGUCACCGCAGGGUUUUCACCAGUCUCCGGAGGCAGAAACCCGCCCUUCCCCCACUCUGCUGGCCGCCGGAGCCUGGGGCCGCACCGCUGUGCUUUCAGCAGCGGCCCCAAACCCGGGGUCUGGUUUUGCCUGCACUCGCCGGCCAAUCUCUGCUCCUACGCACCGAAGAGAAGGAAACUGGACGUGCUUCGCUGCGGCUCCAGGCCUCGCCUAGCGCGGUACCUGAGAAGACGCUCGCGGCCUCGGAUUACGGGUGGAGGGGGCCAGGGGCUGCGAUCCGGGGUCCCCAACGCCCGCAGCGGCCGGCGGGGAAGCACAGGGGUCCCGGACGAGGCUGGUCCGCCCCGGGUCUCGGUGGCGACAGGGUCCUGCCAGGCACUGGCUCCCCGCACGGGUUACCUGCCUUUCCUCUGCGGCAGCCGGGGCGGGGCGAGUCGGCUUCCCGGGUGGGAGGGCGGCCGACCUUGCCCGCGGAACUCACAGAUUCCCCCCCAAACUAAGAUCGCGGGGAUUCAGUUAGGAGCCCCUCACCGCGCACCGCCCCCCCCGCCCCGCCCCGACAUCCGAAGUGUCUUUUUGCAGCCUGGGUUCCUAACUCCCGCCCCGCUCCGGUGGGAAAGGAUUAAUGGGGUAGGGUGGGGGGAUAGUAAUGACCUUGGGAGGGGGCACUAA